AUUUGCAUGUUGUCGUUUGGCUUUUGAUCCCCAAUGUUCGGAUCUCGGGGCUGGUCGAAAAAUAUAUAUUACAAUUUCCAGCACGAAUAAAAAGUUUUUACGAAAUUACACGCUGUGGGUAACUAAAUAAAUCUGGGUUUCAUAGAAAUCUUAUUCGAAAAGAUGAGUAAGCUUCUCCCGUCCGCCGCUAAGCUCUUUAGUGGACCUACAAUAACGAAAGCUGCUGCCCCAGUGGCGAUUACGUCGAACGCAAAGUAUAGUACAAAAUCGGAGGCUACAUUUGAAAUUAAGCCAUACAAACUACACAAGUUGGAAAAAGGUCCUGCAACAUCUGCUUCCCUGACAGCCGAAGAUGCAGUCAAAUUGUAUGAGAAACUUGCAAUGAUCAGGCGAAUUGAAACUGCUUCUGGAAAUUUGUAUAAGGAAAAGAUUAUCCGUGGUUUCUGUCACUUGUAUUCAGGCCAAGAGGCUGUAGCAGUAGGUAUGCGCGCAGCAAUGCGCGAUGUGGACUCCGUAAUAACAGCAUACCGUUGCCAUGGCUGGACCCAUCUAAUGGGAGUCAGUGUAGUCGGCGUUUUGGCUGAACUGACCGGACGAUCGACCGGUUGCUCCAGAGGCAAAGGUGGAUCCAUGCAUUUGUAUGGACGAAACUUCUACGGUGGCAAUGGCAUUGUAGGCGCUCAGGUGCCUUUAGGUGCGGGCCUAGCUUUCGCCCAUAAAUACAGAGGGGACGGUGGUGUAACAUUUGCCUUGUACGGCGACGGUGCAGCCAAUCAGGGCCAACUUUUUGAAGCGUACAAUAUGGCCAAACUCUGGGAUCUACCUUGUGUGUUUGUGUGCGAGAACAAUGGUUAUGGCAUGGGCACAAGCGUGGACCGUUCGUCAGCCAGUACCGACUAUUACACCCGCGCGGACUACAUACCCGGAAUUUGGGUUGAUGGCAUGGAUGUUAUCGCCACCCGCGAGGCGACAAGGUUCGCCAUAGACUACUGCGCUAGUGGGAAGGGACCCUUGGUUAUGGAGAUGGAGACGUACCGGUAUUCCGGACAUUCCAUGUCCGAUCCCGGAACAUCGUACCGUACCAGAGACGAGGUUCAAGAGGUUCGGCAGACACGUGACCCCAUUACGUCGUUCAAAGAGAAGAUUCUUUCCAACGAACUCGUCACGCCUGAUCAGCUCAAGGAAAUCGACGUCGCAGUUCGAAAAGAAGUAGACGAAGCUACGAAGCGCGCGAAGUCCGAUCCCGAGAUACCUGCAGAAGAACUCGCCGGUGACAUUUACUACAAUUGCCUCGAAAAAGAAAUACGAGGCAUACUUCCGGACACGCCGUUGCAACACGUGCAAGUCGUUGCACGCAAUUAGUAUAAUGCAGGUUAUAAAACGGGCUAGAUAUUGCAAUUCCUAGAUACAAUGGUGUAGCCGGCAAGUUGCCGGCAAUAAGCGUUUUCACUCAAAGGUGCGGGGUUGUGGCGUGCGCAAGUAUAUUUUCAGCGCUCGUGCGUUUGGAUCAACAAUAGACAUUUCACGACUGUUAUCGGGAUUAUAUGCUUGCGCGUCAACGUGAAGUUCAACAGAAUUAGUGCUAACUGCUUUCGUAUGCUCGAGCACUUUUACAACUGUCUAAUAUCGAUGGUCUAGAAGACAUUAUUGAAUGAGGAUUUUGUAUCAAUCGCUCUCACCAGAGUGACUGAAUGAACUAAUAAAUGAAUAUAAAUUUGUGUUGUAAACCACGGAUAAAAAUAGCAAAAACGCAAAUGUAAUAAUGUGAACAAAUAUAAUAAUCAGUGAUAGAUUCUUCGUCUCUAAGAAAAGUGGUGGUUUUACAUCAAUUGCCAAUUGAUGAUAGUAGCUUUUCAUAAAACUUUGAACUGUUCUCAGGAUAAAAUACAAACUUGGUUUUCUAGACCCAAUAUAUUAUUCUAGUCUUUGGCUCCAGUUAUCUAUAUAAAAUUAAAUUAAUUCAUAAUUGUAUAAUUUGGGAAGACAAAUUUGACAUUUAUCGUAUGACCUCAAAAUACCAUUUCCUCGAGCAGGUACGAUUCUGUAGUCAGCAAGUUGCCGUCUAGAUUAUUAUUUGAAUUAGUGCAAAAUAAAUCGUAAACUUUCUGUAAAUUGGCAAUUUUUUAUAGCCCGUUAAGUAUUGUUACAGGUUAAAACUGGUCGCACAUGAAUGAGAAUGCGACGUACGUACGCGGUGUACGUACGUCGCAUUUUUAUCGCGCAUUUUAAAACUUAAAAUGCGGCGUAUACGGCGCUUGCUAUAUAUGCGGUCAGCUUAAGGCGAAUUUACAAGUAGUAAGUAAAUCGUGUAUUCCAGGUCCAAGUCUAUAGGGGUAUUAGUUAUGAAUCGGUUAGUUGAUAUUUUUUAAAACUUCAUAGAUAUAUCUUGCUGUCACAGUGUGAAUUCGCCUUAAGUGGUCUAGUGCCAUUAUCCCGUUGUAAGAAAACAAUAAUUAAAAAAUAAGCAAUACGUAACAAAAAUAAUUAUAUAUUUAAAUGAAAUAUGUGUUUUCUUUCAAUCGUUUUUGUUAUAAUACGGUGAAGUAAUUUAUGAAGAGAAAGUUUGUUACCUGUUAAAGUUUAAAAUUAAAUUUAGAAACUUAAUUAAAGGUUAUUUUGGUGUCAAUAGUGCUGUGCAGAAAUGUGUUAACUAAAUUGACAGGUCUGAAAGUAGUUCUGUAACAACAUCCUCUGUGGACAAGGACAGCGUUGUUUUUAGAUUUGUCAAUUUAGUUUAGUUCCGAGAUUUGUGUACAACAGAUUUGAUACUAUUAUGCUGGUAAGGCUGCUUUUCCAUCAUAUUUUUGUAUUACUCUAAAUGUUGACUGAAAUCUCACCCGGUGGUAAGUAAUCAUGCAGUCUAAGACGGUAGUGGGCUAACCUGUUAGGUGCAUGGCAGUGGUAGUUUAGUUGAAGAAAUUAAAAAUCUCCUUAACUCUUAAAAGUUUGAGCUGUCUGUCGGAGAUCAAACUCGUAAAAUCCCCCCCGGAACAUAGCGCAUUUUUGAUCGAAAAGCAGUCUUAAGGUUGAAAAUUGUAUUGUUAGUAUAGCAGUAAUUGCGAGUAAUUGUAUUUUGUGAGGAGUUGCAUUCUCCAUAUCCGAAAACGUUUAUCAAAUUUAAAAAAAAAACCUCAAUCAAAUCACUUUUAUUCAUAUGCGUGAAUAUCGUCUAACAUAAAUACACACUAAAAAAGCUAUCUGAAGUUGGUCGCAAAUGGUGAUUAAAAUAAGUGAGAUAAGUCUCCCCAAAUCAACACCUCACAACCUCAGCACAGAUUUCUGUACUAAAAUAGACCUACUUAUAGACCCUUUUGAGACGAUCAUACAUAAUUUUUUGAUUAUUGUAAGGUGAAGGUAAUAUUUAUACCCAUACUUCGUGUAAUGCUGUAUUCACUGCUUCACACCGCACAGUUUGAGCACAGCGCAUUAUUCGUUCCGCGCAAUAAGCCAUCUACUCUAGUAUUAUUUUUGCUAUCACCAUCUCUCAAUGUUGUAAAUUAUUGAAUAACUAAACUAAAUUGAUGUGGUUUUGUUCUUUGAACAUAUAUGCAAUGCAUUUACUGAAAAUUUAAAUUUUCACAUCUACAUAGAGACGAAAAACAUAACGGUAAACAGUAGUGGUAUAAAACAGUACCAAAAUGUGUAUUUCAAUUGUCAUUCUGGCACAGAUAAAAUUAUAAUUCCAUGGAGAAUCAGGGUCCAGUUAUAGUUGUAUAGUUAUCAACGACAUCAAAAUUUGACUUUAAGCAUGUCCCAACUCUUUAUGUAGAUGGAGGCCAUUUCUAUACCCCAUGCGAUGUGUGUCAGUGACAGCAGUUUGUCAAUAUUUAGCGGGAUAAAGGUACGCAUCCAUUGAGUUGUACCGUACACACGGGGCUCGUUUUACUUUGUCACGCUGCAGCCGCUAUUUGCCCGCAGUCCGCACUGAGCCAAUUCCGUACAAUACGUUGUGCGCCAUGCGUACGUUACGGCCGGCGUGGCUUAGUCUACGCGUACCUUAAGAAUUUACUUGAUUUUUUAAAUUGAUCUUAUAUCUACAUUUAAUGUAGUAUGUUACCAUCUUAAUAAUUUAUAGAAAUAAUUAUGUUACAUUUAGUAGAAAAUAUUUUAAAAAGAUCUUAUUUGUUAUGUUUAGAGAUGUUCUUUAGUUUAUUUCUUUUUUGUCAUUUUUUUUAUUAUUUUCGCAAUCUGAAACUGCCAGCUGCAACUGCUUAAUUCAUAAUUUUUCAAUAAUGU
Messenger RNA from Pararge aegeria (speckled wood butterfly), 4236 nucleotides. It is a transcript of the gene L(b002), whose product is annotated as probable pyruvate dehydrogenase E1 component subunit alpha, mitochondrial. Gene Ontology annotation, biological process: pyruvate decarboxylation to acetyl-CoA. Bases 163 to 1362 code for a protein of 399 amino acids. The transcript is spliced from 8 exons. Gene Ontology annotation, cellular component: intracellular membrane-bounded organelle. The record is from RefSeq and is a predicted model, not a curated record. Gene Ontology annotation, molecular function: pyruvate dehydrogenase (acetyl-transferring) activity. NCBI's taxonomy places the organism in Eukaryota, Metazoa, Arthropoda, Insecta, Lepidoptera, Nymphalidae.